AUGGCUAACGACGACCGUGCCGUGUCCGAGGACUCGUUCGAGUUCAUCGAGACCCCUGCUGCUCCCUCGCCCGCACCGGAGGCGCAAGAUUAUGGAGUCCGAACCACCUCUUACCCGGCCAUCAAAAACGCCCCCGUGCCCGCCGAUGGCCCAGGCAGCGAGAACUUCAACAAUCUGCUCCUCUUCACCCUCCUCGCCGCCAUCCCUGGCUACUUCACCUGGCAACUCCGCGGCGGCCUCAUCACAUGGAUCAUCCUCGCCCUCCUGACCGCCAUCCCCAUCCUCGUGGCCUUCUGGACCAUUGCCUCGUCCAUGUCACCGCGCCUCAACGAGAAGGCGCGGUAUGCCGGAGCACCCAUCGAGCACUACCUCGAGUUCAAGAGCGAGGCCGACAAGAAGAAGUAUCGAGGCAAGAACCGCAUCCCCAUGGAGACCUUCCACGAAAAGUACUUUGCGGGCGAGGUCGACUUCAAGGGCGAUGCUCUGGAAGUGAUGGAAUACCGUCACGACUGGGCCAACUUCCGCUUCACCCUGUCGCUCUUCUGGUUCUUCCUGACCGGCAUGAUGCCCGAGGUCAUCAUGCACACGCGCUCGCAAGACGAAGAGCAAGUGCGCGACCACUACGACCGCGGCGACGACUUCUACGGCUGGUUCCUCGGGCCCCGCAUGAUCUACACCUCCGGCAUCAUCUCCGACAUCAACCACGAGGAGAGCCUGGAGCAACUGCAAGACAACAAGCUCGGCAUUGUGUGCGAGAAGAUCGGCCUCAAGGCCGGGGAGCGCCUGCUCGACAUCGGCUGCGGCUGGGGCACGCUCGCCAAGUUUGCGUCGGUCAACUACGGCGCACAGGCCACGGGCGUGACGCUGGGCCGCAACCAGACGGCCUGGGGCAACAACGGUCUCCGCAAAGCCGGCAUCGGCGAAGAGCAAAGCCGCAUCCUCUGCAUGGACUACCGCGACAUUCCCGUGCCCGAGGGCAGGUGGAACAAAAUCACUUGCCUCGAGAUGGCGGAGCACGUGGGCGUGCGGCACUUCAGCACCUUUCUGCGCCAGGUGAACGACAUGCUCGACGACGACGGCGUCUUCUUCCUGCAGAUCGCCGGGCUGCGCAAGAGCUGGCAGUACGAGGAUCUGAUCUGGGGCUUGUUCAUGAACAAGUACAUCUUCCCCGGCGCCGAUGCGUCCACGCCGCUUGGCUGGUUCGUGGAUUCGCUCGAGGGCGCGGGAUUCGAGGUCAAGGGCAUUGACACGAUUGGCGUUCAUUACUCGGCGACGCUGUGGCGCUGGUAUCGCAACUGGAUGGCAAACAAGGACAAGGUGGUUGCGAAGUACGGCAACAAGUGGUUCAGGAUAUGGGAGUACUUCCUCGCAUACAGCACCAUCAUCUCCCGACAGGGCAGUGCGACGUGCUACCAGAUCACGCUGGUCAAGAACAUCAACUCGACGCAUCGCAUCGAAGGGGUGGGCAGCCAAUACAGCCUCAAGGGCGCACUGGACGCCAGCCGGGCGGCGGGCAAGUCAUUCUUCCCGGGAACGAAAUGA
Molecule: messenger RNA, 1542 nt
Organism: Neohortaea acidophila
Lineage: Eukaryota; Fungi; Ascomycota; Dothideomycetes; Mycosphaerellales; Teratosphaeriaceae
Product: S-adenosyl-L-methionine-dependent methyltransferase
Exons: 3
Coding region: 1-1542 (513 amino acids)
Biological process (GO): cellular response to biotic stimulus
Source: RefSeq, a predicted model, not a curated record